This is a messenger RNA of Acytostelium subglobosum LB1, 1515 nucleotides long. RefSeq lists its product as hypothetical. The coding region runs from base 1 to 1515 and encodes 504 amino acids. Lineage: Eukaryota; Evosea; Eumycetozoa; Acytosteliales; Acytosteliaceae. The record is from RefSeq and is a predicted model, not a curated record. The transcript has 2 exons.
AUGUAUCCACAACCAAGUGCUCCUCCAGCACUCAAACCAUCAACAUCACAACAACAACAACAACAACAACAAGAUAUAGUUGUUGGAGAUAAUGAUGAUUUGGAUGAUAUACUCAAUAAUAUCAAUAAUAAUAAUAACAAUAAUAAUAAGAUAGACAAUAAUGAUUAUGAUUUAAAGAGUUUACAGAUAUACUCACCAAAGAGUAAUGGUGGUGUAGAUCCAUUACAAGAGUAUAGACCAAUGUCUUCACCAUACGGGCAACAACAACAACAACAACAACAAUCAAUUGUCAAGGACAACAUAACAAGAGUGGCUCACUUUGGUAUCAGCAUGGACAAUGCCACCAAGCUCUACGAAGAAUGGCUCAAUGGUCUAUGGUUCACACCAACAGGAUUCAAGAGACAAGUUGGAGUUGAUACACUUCAGAAAUUGUAUAUACCAUUCUACAGCUUCAGAGCGGUGUACAAUGUAUACUUCCAGGGCAAUGUAUCUUAUAAUGACAAUUGGAUACAACCGACGAAUAACAAUGGCAAACUGAUCAUCCCCUCAGUAACACCAUCACAACAGCAACAACAACAAUCUGUGGCGUCAGUUGCCACCGCUGCAAUCUUACCAAGCAAGCGACCACCAACAAAGGCACGCGAACAAGGCUUCAUCACGAGAACGGUCAAUCGCAUCUUUCUAUGCGCGUCCAACUCAAUCGAUUGGCAAGAGUACCAAGACAUUCGCGUACUCUUUGACUUUAACAAUGUGGAUGCAGUGUCUGUCAGCGACUUCAAGAUACGUCUACAUCAGGAGAAUGCCAAUGAGGCGAUGCGCGUUGUCGAGGAGGUGGUGUGGGCUCGCCACAAGAGUCGCAUCGAGGUGGAGGAGCAGGCCAAUGCACUGGCCUACCUCGUCAAUCAGGAGCAGACGCCACACAUUGACAAUGUCAGCAGCAAUGUACAGUUCCUCUCUUGCUUUGCCACACUCUACUACGUGCCAUUCUAUCACGCCAGCUACAACUUUGAAGACAAGACCUACAGCUUCUUUGUGGACGGCCAGAAUGGCCAGGUGUUUGCCACGCGACCCAACUAUGGCCUGGGCAAGAUUGGCGAUGCUGUCAAGGGCGUCAAGAACUACUUUGGCAUGAUCUUUGGAGUGCAGGAGCAGGUGCAGAAGAAGCGUGGCGCCGAGCUGGCCAGCGAGGACGGCACACAUGUAUAUACUAAGGACAACUACUUUGUGACGUGGCCGCGCUCCGCCACCGGCCUGUUCAGCGGCUACGUGCCCGGCUGGCUGACCAUCAGGAACAAGUCGUCGAGGCCAGUGACCAUUCGUGCACAGAAGCGUCGCGGCGCUCGCAAAGGAGCACCGAUCGAGUUGGGCAUUUGUCAAGAGCGAUCAUUCACCUACAAGGGACAUCUCUGCAUCGAAGUGCUCGACGGAGACUACACCGCCAUCGGCAUCACGUACUUUAGUACUACAGGCGGUAAUGAGAAGUCGGCUCAACUCACCAACCUUCUGUACGGAUGA